UGUACCAGGGAAACGUUUAUAUCUAACGGGUUGACACAUAAAAAAAAACCGUUUAGGCUAAUUUAGAGAUUUGACAAUAUGUAUUUAUCUCUGGUGACUUAAAAUGUGUAACGUUAAUGAAAUCAAACUGACCGACCAUGAGCCCCGCCUCUUAUUCAGGACGUUUUCGCCACUGUUCGGUUCAUAUUCAUGUCUGAGGAAGAUGUUUCCUGUAACACAGUGAAACCGGAAUAUUUCGAGAAUAUUACGGAGGACUGCUUAUGAAUGGGUUUGUUUUAAAUAUCCUGCGAGGAGAAAACGGAGCUAACCGCUAGCGCCUCGGUGAGAGGAGUGGUGUGUGAGCAUUGUGUGAAACCGGGGAUUCUUUAUGUUUGUACUAAGACAUUUGACUCAGGAAUGGAGGACGGCUUGGCGUCAGAAGACGAUAUCUUGCUGCACUCAGAGAAGGUGUUUCACAAUGCUGCCAAACGGAAUGACACAGGAAAGAUGCUGGAGCUUAUUAGGAAAGGGGUAGACAUCAAAGUUAAAAAUAAAGAAGACAGGAAGGCACUACACUGGGCUGCAGGUGCAGGCAGUGAAGAUGCUCUGCGUUUGUUGCUUGAGCACGACACUGAGCUGGAUGAUGUCGACAGCUUUGGGAUGAGCCCACUGCUGUUGGCAGCAUGGUUUGGUUACCUUAAAAUAUUGCAGAUCCUUGUAUCAUCUGGUGCAAAACUCAACUGUGAAAACAAAAAUGGGUUGAAUCUUUUGCACUGUGCUGCUCAGCGAGGUCAUAUCCAUAUUCUGGAGUACAUCAUGGAAGAUCUGGAGGAUGUACGACUUGACAGAACUGACAAGUCAGGUAAGACAGCAUUUCAUCUGGCAGCGGAACAUGGACAGUUGGAGGUUGCAGAGUAUCUUAUUGGCAUGGGUUGCGCUCAUGACCUCAAGGACAAGGAGGAGAACACAGCACUCCAUCUGGCUGCGAAACACGGCCAUGAAGAGGUUCUUCAGAAGAUAUUGGAGACAGGGGAGAACAUCAAUGAGAAGAAUAUUGAUGGUCUGACUGCUUUACACUUGUCUGUGGAUGGGGGGCAUUAUAACUGUGUCAAGCUGCUGCUUGAGGCUCACUGCAAUGUAAAUGAACUUACAAAUAUGAAUAUGACGGCUCUUCACAUUGCAGUCCAGCAUGGAUUAGAAAAAGAGGUCAGGUUGCUUGUGGAGGCCAGAGUAAAUGUGGACUCAGUAGACACUAAUCAUACCACCGCACUACACUUGGCAGUGUUCAACAAUUACCCAGAGAUUGUUAAAAUACUAAUUGAUGCAGGUUGUGACUUGGAUGCUUUAGAUGGGCGGCUUCAAACAGCCCUGCACGUAGCAGCAGAACACGGACGCCAAAACAUAGCUGAGCUCAUCCUUAUUGCUGGGAUCAAUCUCAGAAUUCUUGACAAGCAGGGAAAAACAUCACUGGAUAUUGCGGCCAGAGGCAAUCAUGUGAACGUGGUCGAUAUGAUUAUUAAAGCUGAUAGAUUUUACAAAUGGGAACAGGACAAUGUAACCUGCUCUGACUCAUUAGUGGGAAGGAAUGUGACCUUCAGACAAGACCAUCAGCAGGAGACCCAGCACAUUCGCUCAAUCUUAUGGAAGUUAGCCACAAAAAACCUGAAAGCUGGGGAGUGGAAGUCACUGGCACAGCACUGGCACUUCACAGACGCACACAUUCGAGCCAUAGAACAUGAAUGGACAGGUACUAAAAGCUAUAGGGACCAUGGGCAUCGUAUGUUGCUGAUCUGGCUGCAUGGUGUAUUGAUUGCUGGGGAAAACCCCAUUAAAAGCUUAUACGAAGGACUUAUGGGAAUCUCAAUGGUGGAUCUUGCAGAGAGUAUGCGACAACAGGCCAAUGCUGACCCUUACACUCCUAAGAAGUGUGCAACAAUGUGAAAAAAAUUGUC
This is a messenger RNA of Clarias gariepinus (North African catfish), 1931 nucleotides long. RefSeq names its product ankyrin repeat and death domain containing 1A (gene ankdd1a). Gene Ontology annotation, biological process: signal transduction. The coding region runs from base 397 to 1920 and encodes 507 amino acids. The transcript has 15 exons. The record is from RefSeq and is a predicted model, not a curated record. NCBI's taxonomy places the organism in Eukaryota, Metazoa, Chordata, Actinopteri, Siluriformes, Clariidae. Gene Ontology annotation, molecular function: protein binding.